Tyto alba (common barn owl) is the source of this 540-nucleotide messenger RNA. It is a transcript of the gene LSM6, whose product is annotated as LSM6 homolog, U6 small nuclear RNA and mRNA degradation associated. Gene Ontology annotation, cellular component: sno(s)RNA-containing ribonucleoprotein complex; nucleolus; U4/U6 x U5 tri-snRNP complex. The coding region runs from base 155 to 397 and encodes 80 amino acids. The transcript has 4 exons. Lineage: Eukaryota; Metazoa; Chordata; Aves; Strigiformes; Tytonidae. Gene Ontology annotation, biological process: maturation of SSU-rRNA; mRNA splicing, via spliceosome. Gene Ontology annotation, molecular function: RNA binding. The record is from RefSeq and is a predicted model, not a curated record.
UAUUUUGGGGGUGGGGGUGGGCUGUUGAAGCAAGCGGCAGUAAAGCUUCACCUUGCCUCAGGGGUUUCCGCCAGGGAAGUUCGUCAAAACGCCUUUCGCGCCGUUUUGGCGGGUUUUGAAGACGCGGCUUUCGCAGCGCUUACCAAAGAUCAAGAUGAGCCUACGGAAGCAAACCCCUAGUGACUUCCUAAAACAAAUCAUUGGAAGGCCAGUUGUCGUAAAAUUAAAUUCCGGAGUUGAUUAUCGAGGUGUCCUGGCUUGCCUGGAUGGGUAUAUGAAUAUAGCUCUGGAACAGACAGAAGAAUAUGUAAAUGGACAAUUAAAGAAUAAGUAUGGGGAUGCAUUUAUCCGAGGAAAUAACGUAUUGUACAUAAGCACACAGAAGAGGAGGAUGUGAAGAUGCCUGGAGGAGGCAGUUUUGUACUUGUGAACCUCUUUGAAGCGAUGAGCCCCAUUCGAUUUGUAUUUAGUAAUCUACAGGUGAAAUACACAAGUGUUUAAAUAUUUUUUUUUAAAUAAAUGUAAAACAGUGUAAACUUA